Messenger RNA from Rhododendron vialii, 1866 nucleotides. RefSeq names its product putative F-box/kelch-repeat protein At3g17570. The transcript has a single exon. Gene Ontology annotation, molecular function: protein binding. Bases 202 to 846 code for a protein of 214 amino acids. Lineage: Eukaryota; Viridiplantae; Streptophyta; Magnoliopsida; Ericales; Ericaceae. The record is from RefSeq and is a predicted model, not a curated record.
UAGGAAGAAUGGAGCCCAUGUGCCCCUCAACGAAGGUUGAAAACUGCAGCGUGGGUUUAGCAUUUUCCUUCUUCUUUAUGGGAACUAGGGUUUUUAUUACUGUUCAAAAACCCAGAAAAAUGGAGUCUGGACCUUUCGCAAUUGGCUGUGUAAAUUGAUCAAUAAAAAGAAGAAGAAGAAGAAGAAGAAGAAGAAGAAGCUAUGGCGGGUGGCCGAUCUAAUGAAGCAAGGGCGCAAACCCAUGUGCCCAUUGAAAUAGAGAUUGAGAUCUUAUCAAGACUGCCCGUGAAAUCUCUCCUCCGAUUCAAAUCCGUGUGCAAAGCCUGGUACGCUCUCAUCAAAAGCCCUGAUUUCAUUUCCCAACACCUAACCCAGUCCACACUCAACCCCUCUCUCCUUGUAUCCACUGUCGGCCCUCAUUACUACCCGUCCUUACUGCACUCGAACUAUCCAUUUGAUGAACACACAAAUCUUCGUUUCCCUUUCUUGACUAACUGGAGAGAUAUCCACAUUGUGGGUAAUUGUAAUGGCUUAUUUUGUUUUUACUACAAGGAAUAUUGUCCUCUGAUUCUUUGCAACCCCGCGACCAGAGACUUUCGCAAAAUUCCCAAUGAUGUAUGGUGGCAUAUUUCGAAUGUUGCUUUUGGGUUUGGUUUACAUCCCAGUGCUAAUGAUUACGAGUUGAUUAGGAUUUUGACUUGGGAGUGUUUUAACCCUGCCGGGAAAUUCUUUGUCCAAGUAGACAUUUACGAAAUGGGCAGUGAUAACUGGAGACGAAUUGAAGAUACGAUGCCUUCCUUUUCCGGUGAGGAGUGUGAUGAUGCUGUGGAAUUCUAUGAGAUUUAGAUUGUGGAUUAUGAGAUUUGUGGAUCCUCUGCUUCAGCCUUUCUCAAUGGAGUUUUCUAUUGGGUGGCAAGUGUUUUAGUAAGCGGUGAAGUUAUUGUUGUGUCGUUCAACAUGGGUGAUGAGGUUUUCGAGAUAAUAAGACCACCACAUUGUUUGGAUGGGGUUCAGGUUCGGGGUGAAUUUCCAUCCAACCAAUUUAGGCAGCUAAAGGAUAAACUCUGUAUGAUUGAUUAUCAUGACAAGAGAUGCCUUGAUGUGUGGGUGUUGGAUGAAAAUGAGAGGACGUGGACUAACCAAUUCAAAAUUGGAUCUUUUCCAAGAAUUGAGAAUAUUGUGAUUCAUGGGCAAUUUUGGAGAAUCAAACUAGUUGGAUUUGCAAAAAAUGGUGAUAUGAUUUUUUUUGAACGGCCAAAAAAAAGUAGCGAUCUGAUAUUAAUGCUGGACCUUAUGGAAACUGGUAAUGGAAAGUUACUUUUGUACGAUCCAAAGAGCCAAGAAACUAAGAAUCUUCUGGCUUUUGAUCAGGUUCGACAUCCACAUCAAAUUUGUUUGUACACGGAGACCCUGGUUCCAUUAUACUAACGAAAACAAUGAAGACAAAAAUGCCAGUGAGAGACUCAGGUAUCGGUCUUGCUUUUAAAUAGUUUCUUUGUUUACAAUGAAGAAUAUUCCUUUUCAACAAGAUCUGCAUCCGUAUUUAUAUUUAAAUGUACGUGGACACCCUACUUCCGGUCAAGAGAAACAAUGAAUCUUGAGAACCACUGAACAUAUGGGUAACGAGAAGAAAAAGAAACAGCGACCGCAGCAUUGAACAUGAGGAGCCUGAUAGGUGAGUGUUUUGAAUGCUUUCUCUGUUCAUAUUUAUUUGCAUUAGUUUAACUCUGCCUCAAAACAGUGGGUUCUGUAACCUAGUUUAAAGUUCUCUAUUGUAACUACGUUGACAUGUUUGUUUAUGAGCAACAAAAUUGUUUGUUCCAAGUGGAUGUGUACUCUGCAUGAGAUGGAAUGAAUUAAUUUUCU